Engraulis encrasicolus (European anchovy) is the source of this 2563-nucleotide messenger RNA. It is a transcript of the gene mad2l1bp, whose product is annotated as MAD2L1 binding protein. Gene Ontology annotation, biological process: regulation of exit from mitosis. The record is from RefSeq and is a predicted model, not a curated record. Bases 24 to 1163 code for a protein of 379 amino acids. The transcript is spliced from 3 exons. Gene Ontology annotation, cellular component: nucleus. Lineage: Eukaryota; Metazoa; Chordata; Actinopteri; Clupeiformes; Engraulidae.
UCAAAUACCGUAGUUUCGCAGAAAUGGAAGGGGAGGCGGACAGUCAAAGUAUAGCAAAUAGUAAUUGUUCGGAGCUGGAUCAUGACAAGAGUUCGUCGAGUAGUAAAUGUUGUGUUGAAAGGGACUCUUUAAUCUGUCCAAAAAGCGAAAGCACGUCGAAAGUGGAUAGUGUAACAGCACCAUGUAACUUCGACGAGAAGACGGACAGCGAACCAGCUUCAACGCUAGUGGCAAUAAAAAGACUGUCUGGAUGGAUGUCACCAAAUAAUUUGGGGAUUGUGAAUGAUCUGUCAAAGGACGAGAAGAAUAAGGAAAACCUCAGUAGUAGUAUAAUAAAGGAAACGUCAAGGGCACGUUGUCCAACAGAUUCACCAAACGGCCUCUAUAAAGGUAACGUCCAAACAAGUGAGGACAUCAUGUCCCCACAAAGAGACGACUCGGAGAUUCUGCGGAGAGCCAAAGAGGACGGUGUAGUGGACGUGGUCUUCCCUGGAUAUGUCACAAAAGAAGCCUGUUGUCACUUUGUUGGAGAAAUCCUGAAGUGUGUUCUCUACCAGCGACAACAGUUGCCAAUGACGUAUGAUCAGCUGAAGUACCAUCACAAGCGACAGCAGUCAUCUAAACAGGACGAUGAGAUAGUGAGGCGGAGACCACCACCAGCCAAAGACGUCGGGGGCUUGGACUGGAAAAAAUGCCAGCGCACACUCCAGGACAUCGAGGAGGUGCUGGGCCACCUGGAGCUGCUCUUCUCCCUCACGCGGGUUCCUCGCGUUCUCCUGGUGCUCGGAGGCACCCUCCUUCUCCCCAAGGAGCUCUACGAUAUCAACAUGGAGGAGGUGGCGCUCAGAACCGGCGACGGCUGCCUCCGGACUUCCGUGUGUUUGCGGAAGAUCUUCCGCACUCUGUUCGUGGCCGACAUCUUGACGGACACCCGGCCCGUGCAGCUCCUGCCCCUGACGCUGCUGGCACUAGGCCACAGAGACUGUGGCGUGAGCGGGCUUCGACCCAAGCUGGAUUACAAGGUGCCCACACGAGUGAAGCGACAGGUCAUCCGCUUGGCUUCCGAGCCACAUCUAGUUGGCGCUUCUCAGUCACACUCAGCCGACUGGGAGGACUAUGUGUGGUUUCAAGCGCCACUGAACAUCAAGGGAUUCUGCAAAUGAUGACUCUCUCAGCAGUGUUUUGCAUCCUCAGACUGGUGCAGUGAAUGUCAAGAGGAGUCUCCAUAGUGCAAAUCAGGGCCAGGGACAUGAUUAAGGGAACAUCAGCCAGAGAUUCUCAGGACCUUGCCUCUUCCUCAAUGGCACUGCUAUUUUAAAGUGCAGUAUUUUGAACAUUUAAGACCCUUUUCUGAGUUUCUCUGCAAUGUUUAAGAGUCCCCCUCACUGUUUAUUUCAUGUUUGCUGCUGUCUCUGUGACUUGGGCAAUUUUGGAUUUUAUCUCAACCAGCCUUUGAAUGGCUGUCUAUGGGCAUUUCCAAAUCUGUUCUUAAAAUCACCCUAAGCAUUUGUUUUCAAUAAUGUGCAACUCACCCAUUGUUCAGGGGAAUUCACUGGUAUUCCAUGACACUUAUCGUAGGAAAACAUGGCUUCUGUCUUUCAUGUAGCACUUAGUAAAUACUUUUUAUUUUCUUUCAUUCACAAAAUUGCAAAUAAAAAAUGACAGAAGCCAUAUUUCACCUUAACUUGUGUUUCAAUACCCCUAAUCACUUAGUGAACCGCAUACUUUGGAAAACAAAUGUUUAGGGUGGUUUUUAAAAACGUAUUUGGACAUGCCCAUAGACUGCCAUUGUAAAGCCAAAUUGAGACAAAAUACAAAUUAGCCAAAUAACAGUGCCCACACCAAACAUGAAAAAAGCGGUGAGGGGGACUGUAAAACAUUGCAGAGAACUCAGAAAAGGGGCUUUGAUGUUCAAAACGGUGCUCUUAUCCUUUCAUUUUAAAUUAUAUUAAAUGGUGAUUAUAUAAGUGCAGGUUUUAUCUCUUGCAUUUUGCUUUGCAUUUUUAAUAUGUUUUAGGGAUUCGUUUAGGGAACCUCUGCAGGCUUAUUUGAAGAUAACAGUACAAUCAUUUAUAUGCUUGAAUGAUACUGGGCACAAAGCCAUAUCCCUGCUUUUAACUGUACGUGGAGUGGAUGCAUAUUUAUGAAUUUUACUCAGGCAAAACUAAAGUUCUAGGUUUUUUUUACAAGCAUUAAUACCUCCAAAUUCUUUCAUAGGACUAAGACAUUUCAAACAUGCUAUCCAUUGACGAAGCAGGUCGUUUACAUACGAUAAAUGUGGUUUCAUAACCUAUUUUUGUUGUUUUGUAUGGUUGUCUUCCUCAAAUGUUCUCCACAUACAGAACCUACAGAGACAUUAGUGGAGCGACACUUAAUUGUCUGUGUUUUUUGUGUCGUUAAGACAUCUCCCUUUUGAUGUUCUUUAACCUGAACUUAAUGUUUGUCUUGAAUGAUGCGGCUUGGCUAGAUGUGACCCCAAGAAUUGUCUGCAUGUUGGUGUGUAUGGUUGUUUUUUUAUUGUGUUUAUUUUUGCAUCAUUAAAGCCUCAGAGAGUGGGUUUACA